GUACUCUGAUAGUUUGUAUCGUACAACUGGUUUUUCAAUUCCUUCUUGAAGUCCUUGCUUUCCUUAGUCAUCGUUUCCCCCCUCCCUCGGUUGAAAUGGCCACUGCGAUUCUUCCUUCCCACAGCUAUCUUCAGACCCGGGUUUGCCCAGAAACCCUAUCAACUCCUCUCAAAUCUCCCCGAAAUUCUAGUCCUAAAGGCUCCCACUCCCGCCGGCGUAGGCGAUCUCCCCCUUCUAUCCAAUCCAGUCCUCAGCAUCGAGAUCGUUCCCUGGUGGCCAUGGUUCCUGCCAAGAACAUGGUCAUGGGCCAGGUCAGGAUCCUGAAGCGCGGCGAGACGUUGAGCCAGACGAAGGUUAGUGAUAAUCGGAAGUCGAGGGCGAAGAAGGAACGAGAUCUGAACUUGGUGCUGGGAUCCACGGACCGGCUAGGUCCGGACCCGGAGACCGUCCAGAGGCAGAUUAGGGUUUCCGAAUUCAAGGUAAACGAUGGAAUCUACGGCGGAUCUUCAGUCGUCGAGUCGCCGCCUCCAUGUUCCCUUCCUGUCCCUGGCUUCUUGGGGAAGAACAGCGGCUCGGCAACAAGUGAUUUGCGCCGGAUUUUGCGCCUCGAUUCAGUAUGAUGGGUUUUUGUCAUCAGUCUGAAAAGUCGGAGGUCCUCGUGUUGGUGAUUGUUAUACAUGGCUCUCUGAAGUCUUUCUUCUUCAUGUUUUUGUUCAAGAGGAUGGCUUUGGAGGUCGAUCGAAGUAAAUUAGUUAAUUUGUAUCAAUAUAUUUUCGAAUUGUCUUGUUGGAAGUUGAACGGCGGAGAUUGGAUCAAUCGCUCCUACCCCGCAAGACAAAACGAGAGUAAAAGUAGUUUCAGAGUUUUCUCGAAGAUUAACAAUAGGAUGGCUAGUGUUUGCUAACUUAUUUAUUCUUAUAGCUUGCCUUUAUGGUAUGGUCGAUGUGUGUAUUUAACAAUAUACAGGGCACAGCGUGUGUCUGUCUGUGUGGGUGUUGGGGUUUCAUUGAAGUUGAUUUAGGAUUUCUGUAUGUGCUAAUCCUUAAUAUCAUGUUGUGGGGUUGUGCCAGUUUACAGAAAGAAUAAGAAUUAUAAGAUCUAGAUUGAGUAGCAUGA
Messenger RNA from Juglans regia (Persian walnut), 1116 nucleotides. RefSeq lists its product as uncharacterized. The coding region runs from base 96 to 620 and encodes 174 amino acids. The record is from RefSeq and is a predicted model, not a curated record. NCBI's taxonomy places the organism in Eukaryota, Viridiplantae, Streptophyta, Magnoliopsida, Fagales, Juglandaceae. The transcript has a single exon.